Messenger RNA from Anolis carolinensis (green anole), 1606 nucleotides. It is a transcript of the gene tpt1, whose product is annotated as tumor protein, translationally-controlled 1. Gene Ontology annotation, molecular function: calcium ion binding. The record is from RefSeq and is a predicted model, not a curated record. Gene Ontology annotation, cellular component: cytoplasm. Bases 142 to 660 code for a protein of 172 amino acids. The transcript is spliced from 6 exons. Lineage: Eukaryota; Metazoa; Chordata; Lepidosauria; Squamata; Anolidae.
UGCUGGCUAUAUGAGCUCAGUGGAGGCACCGCCUCGGCCUUUUCCGCCUCGCUCCUUGUCCGCGACGGGGGCCGCUGCCGAGCCGCUCCUCUGCCACACACCGCCUGCUGCCUCGACCCGACUUUGCCCGACGCCUCAGCCAUGAUUAUCUACCGCGACUGCAUCACCCAGGAUGAGAUGUUCUCAGACAUCUACAAGAUUAAAGAAGUGGCUGACGGACUCUGUCUGGAAGUGGAGGGAAAGAUGGUGAGCAGGAAAGAAGGCGAAAUAGAUGAUGCUUUAAUUGGUGGAAAUGCGUCUGCUGAAGGUCUAGAAGGUGAAGGGGCAGAAGCCACAGUUGUCACUGGUGUUGACAUUGUAAUGAACCAUCACCUUCAGGAGACAACUUUCACUAAAGAGUCUUACAAGAAGUACAUCAAGGACUACAUGAAAGCAAUCAAAGCCAGACUUGAGGAAACAAAGCCAGAGAGAGUAAAGCCGUUCAUGACAGGAGCAGCUGAACAAGUCAAACAUAUCCUUGCAAACUUCAAAAAUUACCAGUUUUUUAUAGGUGACAGCAUGAAUCCAGAUGGCAUGGUGGGCUUGCUGGAUUUCCGUGAGGAUGGCGUGACCCCAUUUAUGAUUUUCUUUAAGGAUGGAUUAGAGAUGGAAAAAUUUUAACAAGAGAUCAGCUCUUCUGGAUCACCCAUCAUCAUCAUAAUUGGCUGCUGCUCUAUAUUCAUCAACAAAACAUCAUGACUCAGCAAUGUCUGAAAACUGGACUGAUGCCGUCUUGAGCUUAAUUUGAUUUAUUUUGACCCUGAAAUAUUUGGAGUGGAGGCAUUGGUUUUUAAAAAACUUGUCAUGUAGGCUGUCUAAAAUAAAAAACAAACUCAUUUAAACCCAGCAUAGGUCAUGCCUCUUGGUUUAAUGUGUUGAACAGGGUUCUCCAGCCAGCAGGCUUCGUGUAGUUCUUGUGCAUUUGGAUUAGCAUAGCCUGGCCUUGUACAUGCGGGGAACAGUCUCCAGAUGUCGGGGGUCCUGGAACAUGGAAGAUCAACCAGCCACAACUGAACUGCUUUUUAGGCACCUGAAAAACAACAGAUACAAAAGAAGGCUUUCCUUCUAAACUGGCUGUGGCUCCUUGCCAUUCAACAGACAACAAUAACUAGCUGAAGGACACAUUUGGAAGCCUGAAUGUGGUGCUGAUUUGAGUUCUUAACAAGUUAAAGAGAGAUGGAUCCCUUCAGAAUAUCACGACAAAAGCAGAGCUUUGGAAAGAUCAUCCUUGAUGGCAGAGAGGAGCAUAUUAGGCAAGGAAUCUUCACAGGAGGCAUUGCUUAUGUGCUGUAGUUUGAAGUAACUGUAAAGUAAAAUACCUAAGUAAUACAUGCAUCACAAUAAUCACAGGAUACUAAUUUGCUGUGUGGUGUGUCAAUCUAAGCUCAGAUCUUUCAUAUGUUAACUGAAAACCUUUAAGCACUGGACAGUAGAAUGACCUGUAGUAGGCAAUGUGUGUACCUUUUAUCUAAUGAACAUUUUGCAAAAUCCUGAGGACACCUUUCUACUUCUGUCCCUUGUAUGCAUCUGUAUGCCAGGCUGAGAGUAUAUAAACUUUUAAGUUGAA